Messenger RNA from Debaryomyces hansenii CBS767, 3276 nucleotides. It is a transcript of the gene CDC60, whose product is annotated as leucine--tRNA ligase. Gene Ontology annotation, molecular function: aminoacyl-tRNA deacylase activity; ATP binding; leucine-tRNA ligase activity. The transcript has a single exon. Lineage: Eukaryota; Fungi; Ascomycota; Pichiomycetes; Serinales; Debaryomycetaceae. Bases 1 to 3276 code for a protein of 1091 amino acids. Gene Ontology annotation, biological process: leucyl-tRNA aminoacylation. The record is from RefSeq and is a predicted model, not a curated record.
AUGAGUGCUACUAUUAAGUUAGAAAAUACGGCCCGUAGAGAUGCUUUAAUUGAUAUAGAAAAGAAAUAUCAAAAGGUUUGGGCUGAUGACAAGGUAUUUGAAGUUGAUGCGCCAACUAUCGAAGAAGAACCAUCGAUUGAUGAUGCUGAAGAAUUAAGGAAGAAGUAUCCUAAGUAUUUUGCCACUAUGGCUUACCCUUACAUGAACGGUGUUUUGCAUGCUGGUCACAGUUUCACUUUAUCGAAAGUUGAGUUUUCUACUGGUUUCGAAAGAAUGAAUGGUAAGAGAGCAUUGUUUCCAUUAGGAUUCCACUGUACUGGUAUGCCAAUCAAAGCUUCUGCUGAUAAAAUCAAGAGAGAAAUUGAAGAAUUUGGUGAAGAUUUUUCGGGAGCUCCAGCUGAAGACGUUGAAGAACAACCUAAAGAAAAGGUCAAGAGGGAUGAUAUUACUAAGUUCAGUGCUACGAAGUCCAAGGCUGCUGCAAAGCAAGGUAGAGGUAAAUACCAAUUCGAAAUCAUGUUGCAAUUAGGUAUUAGUAAAGAAGAAGUUGUAAAGUUUUCUGACCCAGAUUACUGGCUUAAAUAUUUCCCUCCUUUAGUCCAGAAAGAUGUUACUGCCUUCGGUGGUAGAGUUGACUGGAGACGUUCUUUUGUUACUACCGAUGCUAAUCCUUACUAUGAUGCCUUUGUUAGAUGGCAAAUAAAUAGGUUAAGAGAUUGUGGUAAGAUUAAGUUUGGUGAAAGAUACACCAUUUACUCUGAAAAAGAUGGACAAGCUUGUUUAGAUCACGAUAGACAAUCAGGAGAAGGUGUUAACCCACAAGAAUAUACUGGUAUUAAGAUCGAAGUUACCGAAUUUGCAGAAGAAGCUAAGAAGCUCUUCCAAGAAAAUAAUUUUGAACUUGAAGGUAAGAAAGUUUACUUAGUAGCUGCAACUUUAAGACCUGAAACCAUGUAUGGUCAAACUUGUUGUUUUGUUUCUCCAAAGAUUGACUAUGGUAUCUUUGAUGCCGGUAAUGGCAACUACUAUAUUUGUACUGAACGUGCUUUCAAGAAUAUGUCAUACCAAAAUUUGACACCUAAGAGAGGUGUCUAUAAGUCGAGUGUACAGGUCAAUGGUAAGGCUUUGAUAGGUUCUAAAAUUCAUGCUCCAUUAGCCGUACACAAGGAAUUACGUGUCUUACCUAUGGAAACAGUCUUGGCUUCAAAGGGUACAGGUGUCGUCACUUGUGUACCAUCUGAUUCUCCAGAUGACUAUAUCACCACCAAGGAUUUAAUUAACAAACCAGAAUAUUACAACAUUGAAAAAGAAUGGGUUUGUGAUGAUAUUAUUCCAAUCAUCAGGACUCAAAGAUACGGUGACAAGUGUGCUGAGUUUUUAGUUAAGGAAUUGAAGAUUCAAUCUCCUAAAGACGCUGUUCAAUUGGCUGAAGCAAAGGAAUCUGCUUACAAAGAAGGAUUUUAUAAUGGUACGAUGAUUUUUGGAAAGUAUGUUGGUUUAGCAUCUUCAGAUGCUAAAUCAAAGGUUAGAGCUGAUUUGGUCGCAUCUAAUGAUGCCUUUGUGUAUAAUGAACCUGAAGGUUCUGUUAUUUCCAGAUCUGGUGACGAAUGUAUUGUUUCCUUGGAAGACCAAUGGUAUAUUGACUACGGUGAAGAAUCAUGGAAAUCUCAAGCUUUAGAAUGUUUAGCCGAUAUGCAAACAUUCGCAAAGGAAACCAGACAUGGUUUUGAAGGUGUUUUAGAUUGGUUAAAGAACUGGGCUGUUACCAGAAACUUUGGUUUAGGUACCAGAUUACCAUGGGAUAAAAAAUACUUGAUCGAAUCGUUAUCAGACUCAACUAUUUAUAUGGCCUAUUAUACUAUUGCCCGUUUCUUACACUCUGAUUAUUAUGGUGCUAAAGCAGGUAAAUUUGAUAUUAACCCAGAAUUAAUGACCGAUGAAGUUUUUGAUUUUAUCUUUAAUCGUCGUGAAGACAUCAAUACUAAUAUUCCAAUUGACCAAUUAAAGGAAAUGAGAAGAGAAUUCGAAUAUUUCUAUCCAUUGGAUGUAAGAGUUUCUGGUAAGGAUUUAAUUCCAAACCAUUUAACUUUCUUUAUCUAUACACAUGUUGCCUUAUUCCCUAAGAGAUUAUGGCCAAAGGGUAUUAGAAGUAAUGGUCACUUGAUGUUGAAUCAUGCUAAGAUGUCGAAAUCAACUGGUAACUUCAUGACAUUGGAACAAAUUGUUGAAAAAUUCGGUGCUGAUGCUUCUAGAAUUGCUUUAGCUGAUGCUGGUGAUACCGUUGAAGAUGCAAACUUUGACGAAUCAAAUGCUAACGCUGCUAUUUUACGUUUGACUACAUUGAAAGAAUGGUGUGAAGAAAUCAUCAAAAAUAAGGACUCAUUAAGAACUGGCCCAACUGACUCAUUCUUCGACGUUGCAUUCGAAAAUGAAAUGAAUGAUUUAAUUGGUAAAACAUAUGCUCAAUUCGAAAUCACCAAUUUCAAGGCUGGAUUGAAAUACGGUUUGUUCGAUUAUCAAACUGCUAGAGAUUACUACAGAGACUCUGUAACUUCAAAUAUAGGUAUGCACAAGGAUCUUGUGAUCAGAUACAUUGAGACUCAGGCCUUAUUAUUAGCUCCAGUUGCUCCACAUUUCAGUGAGUAUAUUUAUCGUGAUGUCUUGGGCAACAGUGGAUCUAUCCAAUCUACUAAAUUCCCAAGUGCUACCAAGCCCGUGGAAAAAUCAAUUUCAGAUGCUUUAGAGUAUGUUAGAGACUUAUCUAGAUCUAUUCGUGAAGCCGAGGGUAACGUCUUGAAGAAGAAGAAGGGUAAGCCAUCUGAAGUUGAUCCUUCAAAGCCUGCAAAAUUAAGAUUAUUUGUUGCUACAUCUUUCCCAGAAUGGCAAGACAAUUACAUCGAAAUUGUCAGACAAUUAUUUGAAUCCCAAUCCUUGGACGACAACAAGAUCAUAAGGGAAAAGGUUGGUAAAGACAUGAAGCGUGCCAUGCCUUUCAUUUCUUUAUUAAAACAAAGAUUAGCCAACGAAGAUCCUCAAACCGUCUUCAACAGAGAAUUGACUUUUAAUGAAACCGACGUCAUCAAGUCUGUCUUGGCUAACGUCAAGAAAUCCUCUGUUUCGGUGGAUAUUCAAGAUGUCGAAAUAAUCUCCUUUGACAGUGGUGCUAAGAAGGGUACCAAUGUCAUGACUGGCGAAGAAGUAGAAAUCACUAUCACUGGUAAGAUCAUUGACAGUGCUGUUCCUGGUGAACCAGGUAUUAUGAUUAACAACAUCUAA